AAUGUCAGCCUUUGUAACAGAUUUUCUCAGCUCUGUUGGGAAAUUUCAACUCCCACAAGGCUUCAAAAUUUACAUAAACAAAUUCUCCUACUCUUACAUUUCUUCUUUCCUCCUACUUUACAAACAAAAUUAACAGGGCAAAUUCUGGAUGUGCUGGAGAAGCAUAAUCUGAGUGACAAAACUCUUGUAUACUUUACAUCUGACCAAGGAGCUCAUGUUGAAGAAAUCUCCAGUGCUGGAGAAGUCCAUGGAGGAUACAAUGGCAUAUAUAAAGGUGGAAAAUCAACGAACUGGGAAGGAGGUAUUCGUGUGCCAGGUCUUCUCCGUUGGCCUGGAGUGGUACAGGCUGGUGCCUAUAUUGAUGAGCCAACGAGUAACAUGGAUAUAUUUCCUACCAUAGUUAAACUUGCAGAUGCACAGUUACCCUCUGACAGGAUUAUUGAUGGACAUGAUCUUCUACCUUUACUUCAAGGAAAAUCUACUCGAUCUAAGCAUGAAUUUCUCUUCCAUUACUGCAAUGCAUAUUUAAAUGCAGUGCGCUGGCAUCCAGGAAACAGUGAAUCUGUCUGGAAAGUCUUCUUCUUCACUCCAAACUUCAGUCCUGAGGACUCCAAUGGCUGCUAUGAUUCUCACGUUUGCUUCUGCCAUGGAGGAUUCAUUACACGACAUGAUCCUCCACUGCUCUUCGAUCUGUCCAGAGACCCUGAAGAGAAAGUCCCACUGACUCCAGAAACUGAGAGCCGUUUCUAUGAAAUCCUCAGGGCCGUACACCAAGCAGUAGACAACCACACCAGAUCCCUGCAUGCUGUUCCUAACCAGCUGUCAUGGAACAACCUUCUCUGGAAGCCAUGGCUCCAGCUCUGCUGCUCAUCUCCCUUUCAGUCUUGCUACUGUGACUAUGAGUCAGGAGGGAGUUCACUGUAGGUGCAUAUGGGAUAAACAAGCUGCAAUUCCCUUUCAGAAACUGGACCAGCAGAGUGUGGGUGUCUGACCUGAACUUGAGGUACAAGCCUUCAGAAGGUUUUGUUGUUUUGGAGGAGGACCAGUCUUCAAAUACAUAUUGCAGUAGAAGAGAAUUUCAGUCAAGAAAACGUGCCAAGAGAGGGAAGGCAAGACACACCUUCUCUUAUCACACAGCAUGAAGGACAUGUUGCAAUCCUCAUCUACACGUGGGUAGACUUGUAGGCAUUUUCUAUGGGGAAUAAUUUUCUAGACCUUCAGCUUGAGCUUUUUUCUUGCACAGCAAAGAAUUUACCUUUUGGUUCUGUCAAUCACAACUACUUAUUGCACACUUUCCUGUCCUUUUUACUAAGUGUUAUCCAUUAGUAGGACGUAGCACUGAGUAAUUGAAAACAGAGAGACAAUAGUGGAGACGUCCUCCUGUGACAGUCAUUUGGUAACUGAUAGAUAGGUUAAGAGCAGACUUGCAACAGAUCUCUAUCAACAACCAUGACAAAUAUAUAAAAAAUGACAGACUGCCAACCGUCUAAGUUUAAAUGUGCCAUAAAAAUGCACAGAGCUAUGGUAGUGGAAGACCUUGUGUCCAUAUAUUAAAAUGAUGCUCCCCAGCAUCCCUGCUGUCCUAUUGCAUGGCAGCAACCUUUGUUUCAAAAGGUGCACCACUUCAAGUGCACUCAGCUGUGUGCUUGAGUAUGUACCAUAAGUCUCCAUACAUAUAUAUAUGUGCAAGCUGAAUUCAUAACCCAUAAAUCCUUCAAUCCCUGAUAUAGGCACACCCUUAUGAUCAUAUUCCAAUUGAUGAAAUAAAAGAUUUGGUCCAUACUUGAUAUUUGAGUUCCAAAUUCACAUAAUACUACAAAUUUGUCUUUCACUUAUUUAUCAUACCUAUUCUUCCAUUGAUGGAAGUAAUCACAAAUAACUAAAAUCUGGUCUUCCUUUAAAUAUCUUUGCCAUCUUUUAAGCUCUCUGAAUAGUAUUUAUCAUUUUCUGAAAAUAAGCUUGGGCUUGAGUACUUAAAGCCAAAUAUAACUGUCUCUGAGUUCUUAGCAAGGUCUUGGGAAAUCUACUGUCCUCGAGGGCUAAUUUUUGUAUCCAUUUUUAUCUCAGUCUUAUUCAGGCACAUUUUCUUUCCACUCUACAGGCAAACUAUUUUCUUUGGCAUAUUGCAGACGAAAAGAAGAUAUCAGCAAAAUACUGAAAUGAUUUGAUGCCUGAUAAUAGAAGGUGACUUGCUCCUUAUCAGAAAGCAGCAGUUAAUUCCCACAUUACAAUGCAUUAAAACCUGUUUGGGGCAAAAGUGAUCUGUGAUGAUAGUAAUGCAGUAGCUUCAGUCAGCCAGCAUUAAGGUUGUGACCCAGUUCUUAUGAGCUAUUGAAGCCUUUCCUUUAAAAAUAUAUUGUGAUAGAUGGUGUAUUUCUCUGUCUGUAAAACCUAUUUUUUUCCAUUGCAGUUUCAUUCAAAAUGUCAUUCUCCACAAUACCCAGAAGCCUUCCUAGGAAAUGUACUUUUUCCUUGAAGUCCUAUUUUUGAUGUUUCACCUUGUGUUCAUGAUCUUAAUUAUGUCCUCAGCAAACUCUCUGUAGGAGGCAAAGCCCCGUGACCAGUAUUUAUCACUGAAUGUACUACGUAACCUUAGGAAGAAAAAUGCUUCUCAUUUGAAUACAAAUACUCUUUCAUGAGAGUGACUGCCUUUCAAUGUCAUGGCAGGAUCCAUACAUCCCAAAUUUUUGGUCCUCACUAUGUGGCCCUAGAACCCCUUGGGGCAUAGCACUGGUGCCAGCAUGUCCCCCCUUGCAGCCAAAGGGCAGCCCAGGCUGUGGCCAGAGUGCUGGAACACCACGGUGUGGAGGGAUGCUCUUUCCAACUCCCACAGCUCUGCCCCAGCUUACACAAAAGCUUUUCAAGCAUGUACUCCUGAAGAAAAUAGGAAAAAAAUAUGUGGUGUGUUCAAUGUUAACUCAGGCAAGGAGUUUGGUGGAAUUAGAUCUACUUUGUUUCCACAGUUUCUGGUCUGUGACCUUUACAGAGAUCUCAAUUUAUAUUCUCAAGGACACCCACAUCGACAUUUUUUAUCAGGAAGAUGCUGUGUUGCUAUUAUUUCUUUUUCUUUCUUUUUUGCAGGUGCAAGAAUUCUUUGUUCUGCUAGGCACAACAGUUGUUCUGUGCUGCUUGAUCAAAGUAUCGAAAAUGAUGACUUUUCCACUGCUCUGAUUUCUUCUUGAAAAAGGAUAUGACUUUUUUCAUAGCCUCCUUGGCUUUUGAUGCCAUCUUUCUAAUCUCCUUUCUUAAAACAUCCACAUCCCUGAAAUACCUUUCCAUCUAUUUCUUUGCCACUCCGUCCUUCUCCUUGUCAUAUUGAUUGUAGUGGCUAUUUUGCCCUAAUCAAUCAGAAAAUGAAAAGUAGUCUUUGUCAUAAAAUUUGACUUUUAGGGUUCCUUGACUCUGCUAGUCUCCUGCUUAUUUAAAAUCCAACAAGAAUUAACUUUGCAUUAUAAAGUAUAAGUAAUUAAAACAUACCUGAGAUGCUCCAAAUAAUAUAAAAUAUAUCUUGUUUGUGGCACAAACUUCAUAUUUUCCAAAAUAUAAUUUAGUACAACAUUUAAUGCUUUGACAUAAGCAGUAAAAUCUGAAAUCUAUUCUUGUAAUUGUUCCUUCAAGAAAAAUUCUGUGAAGAACAGGGCAGUAUUUUUCAUACUCCAUGUUAAUAUCAUAUCAUUUUACCUAAAAUAAACCUUCCCUGUAUUGCAAAUGUAUUAUAUCUUUCAGUACUAUGCCUUCUGUUCUGGAGAUGGCAUGUCAGAUCAAGGUAAUUAAAGUACUCUUCUUUAUCUGCAAAAUAAAAUGUGAAGGACAAUAUAACAUUUGUGUAAUGGUACUGCCUGAUCUAACAAGAAAAAUUUUUGUUUUUAACAACAGGUUAUUGAUGGGAUAUACGUGAUUCACAACUUACUAACAAGGAAGGCUCAAGGAGAAUGCGCUGCUCUGAUACUUGGAAAAUGACUUUCAAUCUAUCAUUUAAUGAGCACUGCUCUUGUAACAUGGUGCCUCCUUGUAGGAUGUCAGUUUAAACUGGGAGUUCAGUUUCAGAGGGUAGUGCAUUCCCCUACAGUAUUAUUUAACAGUAUCAUAUCCUAAUUUGUGACAGUCCCUGUACAGCCCAGAGCAAGUAAUUUAACCGAUUUCUCAGUUCCUCUGCUACAUUCAGAAAAGGAAAACAGUAUUUCUCUAACUGCUGGGAAUACUGAAAUAACAGAAAAUGCUGUAAGUGGUAAGCUGGUAAAGCUGAACUCUCUAGUACCUUCCUAUAGAAGAUGCAAUUUAAAAGCUGGAAAACUAGGAUGUAGAAGAUCCCCCUAUAUGAGGGGGUAUGAGAUGAGGUUUGCAGGUGGAUUCUGUGUGUAGUUUAGUGCAUGUGGGAUUGUGAUCUGGAGGAGAGAGAAUAGAUGGCUAAGAAAGAUAUAGUCCUGGGAUUCAGAGAAAGCUAUAACUCACAUUUUUAUAAUUAUAUUUAUUCUCUUUUUUAGCAAUCAGGAAACUACAUGGAAUAAUAAAUGUUUUUCCCUCAGGGACUGGAUGUCACAGGUUCUCCGCUCUUAAUAAUAAAUAGAGAUGUUCUGACUUGCCUCCAAUUGUGGUCAGAAAAAUCAAAAGUAAAAAAAAACAAGGGAAAUAGGAGCUUUGGAGAGAGGUGUCAGCUCACUUAAAUCCAACUGAAAGUUUGCAAAGAACUAAGAGAAUCUGGUCCAUAUACAUCACAGCUCAGUGAGAAUCAUCACUUGCCAGCAAUCAUUUAUUUUCCAUUGUAAUAAUGUGAGAUCUGGGUAUUCAGAUAUGUGGACAAUGUAAAAAAAUUCACUUAAGAUAUCACUUGAUAUAGGAAAAAAUGGAAAAU
Molecule: messenger RNA, 4852 nt
Organism: Sturnus vulgaris (Common starling)
Lineage: Eukaryota; Metazoa; Chordata; Aves; Passeriformes; Sturnidae
Source: RefSeq, a predicted model, not a curated record